Messenger RNA from Dovyalis caffra, 879 nucleotides. Lineage: Eukaryota; Viridiplantae; Streptophyta; Magnoliopsida; Malpighiales; Salicaceae. The record is from the annotation of a GenBank genome assembly.
AUGGAUACUACUACUCAGUGGCCACAGGGGAUUGCUGUUGUUAAACCGAUGGAAGGUCCGACGCCUGACAUGUUAGAGAGAAGGGCAAGGCCUCAGAAGGAUCAAGCUUUGAAUUGUCCGAGGUGUAGUUCUACUAAUACAAAAUUUUGUUACUACAACAACUAUAGUCUGUCUCAGCCAAGAUACUUCUGCAAGACUUGUAGAAGGUACUGGACUGAAGGUGGGUCUUUAAGAAAUGUUCCUGUUGGUGGUGGUUCAAGAAAGAACAAGAGAUCAUCAAGUAAUCCGUCGUCGUCAUCAUCAUCAGCAGCUGCUGCUUCAUCGAAGAUGUUUCCUCUUGAUCGGACCCAACCAAAUUUCCAUCAGUCAGCUUCUCAAAACCCUAAGAUCCAUGAAGGACAAGAUCUAAACCUAGCUUACCCCCCAUCAGCUGAUGAUUAUAGUAAUUUGUCCAAGUUUGUUGAGAUGCCUUUUGAUACCGAGAGCAACAAAACCCACCAUCAAAACCCUAACCCUUCAGCUACACCUCCAUCUCAUAUCUCAGCUAUGGAGCUUCUAAAGAGCGCUGGAAUGAAUCCAAGGGGAUUUAGCGCUUUCAUGUCAAUUCCUGCAGCAUCUGAUUCACACAACCCCAUGUUUUCAACUGGGUUUCCUUUACAAGAAUUCAAGCCAUCAACCCAGAAUUUUUCUUUAGAAGGGUUUGAAAGUGGGUAUAGUAACAUUCAAGGGAUGCAUGAGACUGGCAGUGCAAGGCUUUUGUUUCCUAUGGAGGACUUGAAACAGGUUCAAAGCAAUACCGAAUUUGAGCAGAAUACAAGAGGGCAAGGAGAUACUGCUCCUGGGUAUUGGAAUGGAAUGCUAGGUGGAGGAUCAUGGUAA